Messenger RNA from Cricetulus griseus (Chinese hamster), 3833 nucleotides. The record is from RefSeq and is a predicted model, not a curated record. NCBI's taxonomy places the organism in Eukaryota, Metazoa, Chordata, Mammalia, Rodentia, Cricetidae.
GAUUUUGAGAUCAGGAGUGAGAAUGAAGCAAACCAGAAAGAAGAGCUUAGUGAGGACGUAGAAUUUGUGACCAUGUCUGAAGAGCCUAUUGGGGAUGCUGAGAAGAAUCCUGAAAGCGAAGAGGCCUUUGAAAGUGGGGACAGGUCCGAAAGACAGUGGGGAGACCUGACAGCAGAAGAGUGGGUCAGCUACCCCCUCCAGCAGGUCACCGACCUGCUUGUCCACAGAGAAGGCCACGCAGACACCGGCUAUCACAUAUGUUCGCAGUGUGGAAAGGCCUUCGGUCAGAUUUCAGACCUCAAUCGGCACCAGAAAACCCACACGGGAGACAGACCCUAUAAGUGUUACGAAUGUGGCAAGGGCUUCAGCCGCAGCUCCCACCUGAUCCAGCAUCAGAGGACACACACUGGCGAGCGGCCCUACGACUGCAACGAGUGCGGGAAAAGCUUCGGGAGGAGCUCUCACCUCAUUCAGCACCAGACAAUCCACACCGGGGAGAAGCCUCACAAAUGUAACGAGUGCGGGAAAAGCUUCUGCCGGCUCUCUCACCUCAUCCAGCAUCAGCGGACCCACAGCGGGGAGAAGCCGUACGAGUGCGAGGAGUGCGGGAAGAGCUUCAGCCGGAGCUCCCACCUGGCGCAGCACCAGCGGACUCACACGGGUGAGAAGCCGUACGAGUGCAAUGAGUGCGGGCGCGGCUUCAGCGAGAGGUCCGACCUCAUCAAACACUACCGCGUCCACACGGGAGAGAGGCCCUACAAGUGCGAGGAGUGCGGGAAGCACUUCAGUCAGAACUCUGACCUGGUGCGGCACCGCAGGGCCCACACCGGGGAGAAACCGUACCACUGUAACGAAUGUGGGGAAAACUUCAGCCGCAUCUCACACUUGGUUCAGCACCAGAGGACUCACACGGGAGAGAAGCCGUAUGAGUGCACCGCCUGUGGGAAAAGCUUCAGCCGGAGCUCCCAUCUUAUCACACACCAGAAGAUUCACACCGGCGAGAAGCCCUACGAGUGUAACGAGUGUUGGCGAAGCUUUGGGGAGAGGUCAGAUCUGAUUAAGCACCAGAGAACCCACACGGGGGAAAAGCCCUAUGAGUGUGUGCAGUGCGGAAAGGGGUUUACGCAAAGCUCCAACCUCAUCACACAUCAGAGAGUUCACACGGGAGAGAAGCCUUACGAAUGUACCGAGUGUGAUAAGAGCUUCAGCCGGAGCUCAGCUCUUAUUAAACACAAGAGAGUCCAUACGGACUAAGUCCAGUGAUCCCGUGUAAGAAACGAUUCAUUUGAAGGUACAGUCGUAUCUGAUGACAGUGAGCCUUCUUAAGACCGACUUUCCUUGUUGUGGGCCACAGUGAAGACACAGAAGAAGACAACCCUUUUGAAAUCCCCACCCACAGCUUUGGGGAUGUUAUCCCCCCCAUAGUUAUUUUUAUUCACUGAUUAUUAUAUUAAUUGUUUCAUCAAAAUCAGCCCCCAUCCCAAGUAACUUGAAAGCUCAAGACUAGAGGAUGAGAUGCUGGCGGAUGCUUAGGCCUGGAGAUGGAGUAGAUCUUUAAAGAGUGUUUCUCUUUUGGAUCUCUGGUCCCAAAAGACUGCAGUGGGAAUGCAGCACUGAAACAGGGUGGCCGCGGCUGCAUUGGCAGAGGGCAGGCAGACUUGUCCUGAGUUGUCAUUGUCCACACACUGCACUUCCAAAGCGCUUUCUCCUUGAGGAGCUCGUAUCUGUGUCUUGCCAUCUUCUCGACACAGGAUCCUGCACACUGAAGGCAGCCAUCUCAUCAUUUCUCCUUUUUCUCGCUUGUUUGAAAGCUGCCGGAAGAUACAGUGUGAAAGGGAAAAGGAGGUGCAGGGUUAAUUAAGGACCAAGGGCCCAUGGAUGGUGGUGACCUUGGCAAGAGAUAGAUAGAUACCCAUUGAUGCUGUCAUUAAUCAGGUUUAUGUAUUUUUUCAAAAAUCACUUUAGGGAUCAUAGUGUGGAAACUGCCUUUAGGAAAAGAUAGGACUGUAAGUUAUGAUGGAAUGAAAGUAGGAAGCGAACUGACCCCUUCAGGGAAGGGGGCACAGAACCCUUCCCAGGGAGUGUCAGUCAUUUCUGGGUUCUUUGCCAUCUAUCUUUAAGAUCACUUGCCCCUGUACUGCUAACUCUAGGGUUUGAUAGGGCCACACCCCAGUCUUUAUCUUAGCUUGCAUAAAGGCAUGUGUAUGUACAGUGAAAUGUGUAUUCUAAUAGUAGAAACCGAAUUCAUAAGCAUUAGCAUGUUCUUAUGGGGUGUAGAUCCUAAGAUAGAACUGUAGACAUAACUCUGUUGUGAGAAAUGUCCUUUAUUUUUCUUUUGUUAUGGGAAAAAAAUUUUACACUAGUGCUCAAGCCUGCACUGUCCUGUAAGGUUUUGUCUUGGACAGAACCAAACUCUUGUUUGUAUGUUUCCAUCAGUUGUGAGAUAAUGACUGGACAGUUAGGUCCAUUGUCCUUUCUCAGACUGAGUUAUCUUCUCCUGUGAUGAAAACCUCUUUGGCCUCAUCAGAAGAAAUGAAUAAACCUAAAAGAGGAAUGUGUUUCCAGCCUCCAGAUACAAAUAGUUAAAACGAGAGUUGACCCAGUGUACCUCAGUUCUCCUUCUCUCAGCCCAUUGAGAUAGCCCGGAUAUUGGUGCUUAUCCAGUCCCGUGGGGAUGGAAGGGAACCGGUGCCCAGUGUGUUUCUAUGGUGCUUAGUGCAAAGUUGCAAACGUUAACUUUUUUUUUAAGAGAACUUUUUUUUCCAGGGGGUAUGGGGGAACAAGUAAGGGUGGCACAUGCCUUUAAUCCCAGUACUCAGGAGGCAGAGGCUGGCAGAGCUCUGUGAGUUCAAGGCCAGCCUGGUCUACAGAGGGAGUUCCAGGACAACCAGGGCUACAUAAAGAGCUUGUUGUCUUGAAAAACAACAAAAAAGAAGAAAACCCUUUUUGUUGAAAUUCUUUGGGUUUUGGCAUUUCAGGAGUAUCGCUUUUACCACAGAGUCACUGUAAGCACAGCUGGGUGAUACCAGUCACUCACCAGUGACAACCUCAAAAGCAACCCAGUGAAAAACCACUCCUAGGGCCUUGAAGUGGUCACUCCAUUUGAGUACGAACUUGGAGCAGAGCACAUGGUUUCUAUCUGUACAAAAUGUAGCUUACCAUGAAUAUUCAUAUUUUAACUGUUAGGUGACUUACAUAUUCUUGGUAACUAAACUCAAAUAUGUUGUCUAUAUCAGUGUAGCCAAUGACUUGGGUGGAUUUCAGCAUUCUCCUGUUGCUUCUUUAAGUCACUGUAAGUGACUGCUUGGGAGUAGCUUGUAGAAGACAGCACCUCCGACCCAUCUUCAUUUCACCCCCUUCCCCUCCCCUAUGCUUACCCUGCCCCCUUCCCCCCUGCACCCCCUCCAGCCUUCCUUUAAAGGUUAUGCUAGUGUCCCAUUUGAUGCUUUUGUCUUCUAGGAGAUAAAGCCUGGGAAAGGUUUCCGAUUGCCUUCCAAUCUCUCCACACAUGUACACUCCAGCUGGGUGGCCAUGCCAGCUCUGCCCCCUCUCCUACGAUCAACUGCUGUCCACUUCCUGUGCUGAACUGUGUGGAGGCGUGGCCUGCCACACUUCACUAAAGCUAUUUGCAUGCCUUCUAUUUGCAGGUCCCUGGCUCUUUCUGCACAUGCCCAGACACUCUGUGCCUGUGUUUACGGUCAUGGAGAGUGGAGGAACAAGUAAAUGUGUAGAGCAGAUUCCCUUGGUAUUGGUCAAUUACUCUAUUGUCUUGUCUAUAGCUGUAUUAUCCUAACAACAUUCUAUAAUUAAAGGUAUAAUUUUUAAAAUCAAAA